Messenger RNA from Limulus polyphemus (Atlantic horseshoe crab), 942 nucleotides. RefSeq lists its product as uncharacterized. The transcript has 3 exons. The record is from RefSeq and is a predicted model, not a curated record. Lineage: Eukaryota; Metazoa; Arthropoda; Merostomata; Xiphosura; Limulidae. The coding region runs from base 77 to 757 and encodes 226 amino acids.
AGUUUAAAUAUAAACGAAGGAGGAUGCUGUGUCCUGGAUCGUUGAAGACAAGCUGCCAGAGUGCGGGAGAACCAAGAUGGCUUCAUCGGGAUACUUGGCUGCCCUCUUUAUUUUGCUGUCAGUGAUAAUUACUCAGGCAAGAGUCCCACUGCAGAAACGCCAGACUGGAAAUGCUAACGACUACAUUGAUAAGGUAUUGGAAAACGCCAGAAAACAUUUUCGGGAGAACAAUAUGGACCCCCUGCCACUUCCAGAGGCCUUUGAAGGAUUUUCGAAGAAGAUUUUGUUCGUUACAUUAUCUGGUGAUGUCAAGGCAUGGGACGGCUUUGUGCAAGGCUUGUCCCGGUUGAACCGAGCUGGCGAUAUCACUCUCAGAUAUGAAGGUGGAACCAUUUUCCUGUCGGGGUCGCUUGGAAUUGAUAAAUUAUCAGCGGGUUACACUGCACGAGCUAGACUUGGAAAACUUGCCCCAACCAUCAAAGUUCAAGCGUGGAUCGCAUACAUUAGUGUCUCUCUUGGAGUCCAGAUCCCGUCUGACGGCAGUCCUGGAUACGUAAACCACUUGGAUAUCCACAAUAUUGGGAAGAUCGACAUAAAAAUCGACGGUCUUAUUCCAUUGAACUACUUACUUACAGCAAUCAGCUUCGUCUUUUUGAACAUCUUCAAGAAUGUCCUAAAGAAGGCUUUCAUACCACCCAUAACCAACGCCAUCAACGGCGCUCUUCGGCAAAUUGACAUGCCAUUUGGUUUUUUGUAAACUUUUAAUAAUAUUUACUCUUCGGCAGAGAGACAUGUCAUUUUGUUUUCUGUAAACAUGUAAUAAUUUUCCAAUGUUUGUCCUUACAAAGGUAGUUUAAUAAACUAUAUAUUUCUUGUAACUGUAAUACACUUUCCACCCUCUGCUCUUUUAACCGACAAUAAAAACUUUUCCUGAGAGCAUAA